Molecule: messenger RNA, 1529 nt
Organism: Cylicocyclus nassatus
Lineage: Eukaryota; Metazoa; Nematoda; Chromadorea; Rhabditida; Strongylidae
Source: the annotation of a GenBank genome assembly
GAUAUCUGAACAAAAUGUCUUCGUGCGUAGAAAAACUCGUCCAAUCGUCAUGCGUCUGUCCGCUUCCAUGUUCGUGCAGCCGCGCAAAUGUCAUAGCUGAUCUGCUUGGCGUAUCUCCAAUGUAUCAUCAAGAAGAUACCGCUCGUUGGAACUCUGCCGCUUGCUUCUACCAGGCUAUGAAUGAUUCGAGAUCGAUGCCACGUCUUCAACAACCUUCGGAAGACCGCAAAGUCAGAAGCGCGUAUCAUUCACCAGAACGUGACUCGAAUCAUCGCACUCAUCUUGGAAUAGGAGGAAGUAUGCACAAUUUAACCAGUCUACCGUUUUCUUUGCACAAAGUUUCCUCUAUCAAUCGCUCUUUCGCUGGGACAAAUCCAGGAAGUCGUGGAGAUUCAUCGCUGGAGCUCGAAGCUAUAGCGGCUGUUCAUGAGCUAUCAUUUGCCGUGCAAUCAAUCAGUGUCUCCGAAAUGCUUCCUCGUACUCCCGACCUCAUCUUUGUGAACCUCACAACCAUCGAAGAGCAACCAUUCUGCUUGGAACUAACUCACAAAGGUUGGCGUAUCACCUCUCUCCGUCUCGACUGUAUGGUUGGCGACUUUACUCGCCUCGAGCUGUUCACCAAGUACUAUGACUCAUUAUUUUCGCUAAUGGACACGAUAUCACCCGGUUAUCGUGCACGAUUUGGCGAGAAGCUAGCGCUAAGACUGAAAAUGCUUGAGAACGGUGACGAGUCCGGAGCUGCACCAUGUGGUAGCUAUGCAUCUCUCCCAUUGAGUCGCGACUCGUCUCAGUGCUCCUUCGGCUCCUUACCGGACGUUACACCAACGAAUACUCCUGCAGUAAAGUUUAAUGUCAAAAUGAAUGCGCAGAAGUGCUGAUGCUGGCUUUCGCCUUCCCUAUCGCUUAUUGUUUUUUCAACGGGUCGUCGGAUUACGAAUCCGCUUGAUAUCUAGUCACAGUAGGAUAUGGUAUUGUUAUGAGCAGAAAGACGCGCUUAAAGUGUGUCUUUCCUUUUUCUUUUACGUGUAUAAGCUAUGAUUUAUAUGCAUUGGCAGCGACUUGAUCUGUGCUCACGGUUUCAGUGACUUCUUGACUUCAAACUCAUGGUUCUUUGAAGCGCAGUCUUGCGCUUUCCAAUUUUUAGAUAAUAUAGUCUAUACUUCAGUACGUGGAAAGACAAGUGAUAGUGUUUUGUUCUUUUUUAAGACUGGAGCGUAGAUUAAGUGCGACAGCUUGACUAUUGAGAUUUUUUUAUCCCACAUUUAGUGUCAUCACUCCUUAAUUCCGUGUUUUUCUACUAUUUCAUCCUUGCUUCUUUUGGGGUUUAGUUGAAUCGCCAGUUUUCAUUGUUAAUUGCUUCAACAAUACUUCCUAGGUUUUAUGAGAAUUUGACUCAUAUCUCAAACUAGGUUAUUUUAUUUCGUUAGGUCCAUAUAUCAUUGUGCUUCAUAAGUUGCUGUUCAUUUAUAGCAUUUAUGCAAGAACUAAUUAUGCAUAUCUUAGCACAUUAUGAACAUAUGUCCGUAAUG